Molecule: messenger RNA, 2882 nt
Organism: Drosophila sechellia
Lineage: Eukaryota; Metazoa; Arthropoda; Insecta; Diptera; Drosophilidae
Product: sodium-independent sulfate anion transporter
Exons: 3
Coding region: 713-2743 (676 amino acids)
Biological process (GO): transmembrane transport
Cellular component (GO): membrane
Source: RefSeq, a predicted model, not a curated record
CAUAGACAAUAAAGACUAGUUUUAAGAAUUAUUCCUUUUUAUUGCUUAAACUAAAGUAUAGAGCUGCUGUUGAAAUGCUGGAAUGGUGAACUUUUUAUACGCAAUACGCUAUAUUGGCUAAAAAUAGUCAGACUUCCUUUCCUCAGCACAAUCUUUAUUAGCUUUAUAAGAUAGGAAGGGAUUAUACAGUAGCGACUAGAUAAUAGACUAUAUCAGCCAUCAAAAAAUCACCUUGCUGCACUGUAUCUCAACACUUUCGAUUAUUAGGCGAUCUUUCAACCCGAAGAGCUUCCCAAAAUCACAAAACAGCUGGGUGUAGAUGGGUAACUGUGAAGAUCAAUAUUUAAGCUGUGAAUAAGUAGUGCACACUUGAUUAUCGAUCCGCCACAGAUCGCGCUAGAUUAAUGGAAAAAUUCCGAUUAUCAAUAGGGGACACUUGUGCCAGUUGUCUGACCGACAAUUCCAAGAUAAACACUGAGAAGGGGCGGAUGCAGGGGGCCUCGAGCAUUGUCAAGACCGAUUUUUCGUCUUUAUGGAACCGCUGUGGAUCCAACUGAAAGAUACAACCUGUAUCCCGCUUCCACACACGACACGCGUCGAGAUCUGGGCAAACAGCCUCCGGAGAUAAGAGCGCGUGACGCAGCCCCUUGGAUCAUCAGGUUCCGGCGGCGUGUCGUCCAACCCAUCAGUGCACGCACAGAUCUCACCCAGAAUGUCCACGCUCGAGAACGAGGUGACCUUCCGCAAGCAGGCGGAGGUUAAUCAGAACCUGGAGGCGCAGUUCGACAGCUCCUCCACGGACUUCAUUCUAAUCACCGACCAUCGCACCUCGAAGAGUAAGAGCUUGGAGCAGUUGGAGGCAUCCAAGGAGUCGGAAAACGCCGAGUCCUGCUGCUCCCGAUAUGCCCGGAAAAUCUUCCGGAAGAAGACUCUCCUGAAGCGUUUGCCCUUUCUCACCUGGCUGCCUCACUAUAACCGACAAGACUGUAUCGGCGAUUUGAUAGCCGGCUUCACCGUGGGUCUAACCGUAAUCCCCCAAGGAUUGGCCUAUUCUGGGGUGGUCGGUCUCCCACCGGAGUAUGGCCUGUAUGGAUCCUUCAUGGGCUGCUUCGUAUAUGUCCUUUUGGGAACCUGCAAGGACAGCACGAUUGGCAGCACGGCGGUGGCCUCACUCAUGACCUUCCAGUUCGCCCAAGGAUCCUGGCAGAGAUCCGUACUCCUGACCUUCCUGACCGGCAUUAUAGAGCUCCUGAUGGCCGUCUUCAAACUUGGAUGUUUGGUGGAGUUCGUUUCUGGACCGGUGAGCGCGGGAUUUACAAGUGCCGUUGCCUUGAUUGUGUCGACGUCCCAGAUGCGAUCGAUGCUGGGUGUCAAGAGUGAUGGUGGAUCCUUCUUGGCCACGUGGAUUAGCAUGUUCCGGGACAUCGAAAACGUGCGCGUAGCCGACACUUGCUUGGGCUUUGGAUGUGUUUUCCUGCUUCUGGCCAUGAGGAGUCUCGGAAAGUUCACCAUCGGUCCAAAGGACGAAUCGAGAAGGAACGGAUUCCAGCGAGUUGUGAACACGGUGAUCAAGUUCUUGUCCACCUCGAGGAAUGCCUCGGUGGUUAUUCUUUUUACCGCUGUUACCAUGUACCUGGAUGCCUAUGGAACGAAUCCUUUCAGACUAACUGGAAAUAUUCCUAAGGGAAUGCCCACUCCCUCACUUCCUCCGUUUUCCAUCAAACCGCAGCCCGGCAACGAAACAGCUGGAAUCCCUGCUGUUAAGGGACAGACUUUUCCUGAAAUGGUACAGAGCUUGGGAUAUGGACUAGUAAUCGUUCCCCUAAUGGCUCUACUGGAAACCAUGUCGGUUUGCAAGGCCUUCGCCAAGGGAAAACAGAUAGACAUCACCCAGGAAAUGAUCGCCUGUGGAGUCGGCAACAUUGCUACCUCCUUCUUCUCAGGAUACCGAUGCAAUGGAGGAUUGGCCCGGUCGGCGGUGAAUAAUGCCAGUGGCUGUCGCACGAAUAUGUCCAACCUGUACAUCGGUAUUAUCGUAGUGCUCGCUCUAAACUUCCUCACCGAAUACUUCGCCUUCAUUCCCAAGGCGGUGCUGGCAGCGAUUAUUAUAUCGGCAGUGAUCUUCCAGGUUCAGUACCAGGUCGUAACGCCCAUGUGGCGCAGCAAACGUUCCGAUCUAGUGCCCGGCAUCCUGGCCUUCAUCACCUGUUUGGUACUGCCCCUGGAAAUUGGCAUUAUGGUGGCCAUUGGUGUGAAUCUUCUCUUUAUCCUGUACUACGCAGCCAGGCCAAAGGUCACGCUGGAGCAACUGGAAACCCAACAAGGUAUCAGAUUCGUGAAGAUCACCCCCGACAGAUGUCUGAUCUUUCCUUCAGUGGAGUUUGUUCGGAAUAUGGUACUCAAGUUGGGCAGCAAAUCCACUUUGCCAGUGGUCAUCGAUUGCACCUAUAUCUAUGCUGCGGAUUUCACAGCCGCCAAAGUAAUAUCCUCCAUUGUGGACGACUUCCGCCGGCGUCAGCAAAAGAUCAUAUUCUUCAACUUGAAGCCCAGUGUAGUGAGUGUCUUCGAGGGAUUGAACACGAGGCUGGUGCUAUGCUACAACACCCAUGCCCUCAACCAGGAACUUCGGCCCGACGAGCCGGAACUUUCGAGGUCCGUGGACUCCCUCGACCACGCCGAGUCCGGAAACGGAACAAGUGAAUGCGUGAGCAUGGCCAGCACUCUUUCACUGGCUAGAAGUUAGUCUUACAACGCCCAAAUAAAAUUAGCUAAGUUAUAUCUGUACCAUUACGAAGAUUAAACUAGUAGUUUCCCUUGACUAAAGGAUUUGUUCUUACACUCCUGUACUUUUCUAUCAAGAAUAUACUAUUAAAUUUGUAUUA